AUCAUAAUCUCUGUAAUCUGUGGUUUUGAUUUCUCGUUUCUGCACCGCAACUGUAGUGUUUUUGCUGUUUUUCUUUAUAAUUUUUUUUUCGCCUAAGUACAAAUAAUUGUAGACUUUAGUAAUGUCUUAUCAACUGUAUAGAAAUACUACCAUCGGAAAUACUUUACAAGAAAGCCUUGACGAAUUGAUUCAAUAUGGUCAGAUUACUCCGGCUUUAGCAGUAAAAGUUUUGCUGCAAUUUGAUAAAUCUAUUAAUCAAGCUCUAUCAAACAGGGUCAAAUCAAGGCUUACUUUUAAAGCUGGAAAACUUAAUACCUACAGAUUUUGUGACAAUGUGUGGACAUUUAUGUUGAAUGAUGUCGAGUUUAGGGAGGUACAGGAAGUUGCCAAAGUGGAUAAAGUGAAAAUUGUGGCAUGUGAUGGGAAAAAUGUUGAAGAUCGAAGGUAACAUAUAGUGAUGAUACAAUUAGUUGAAUUUUUUCUUCCCUAUGUAUUUAAUUAAAAAGUAAACAUAAUAGGGAUGAUGACUAAUUUUUUUUUCUUUGUUUAUUAGGUAGAUUAUCCAAAAGUAUUGGACACGUAUUUUUUCUUUUUUCAUAUAAUAUAAACAUUGCAGAGAUAUAUUGAUUUGAAAAGUCACAUGACGUCACGUUUGAGUACACUUAUAAGUGAAAAUUCACUCAAAAGUGACGUCACGAGCCCCUACUCCCAAACUUUGACACGCUUUAACUUUGUCAUUUUUUGGUUGAUUGCCCAAAGAAAAAAUAUGUGUCCAUUAUUUUUUGAUCAUCUAACUGACGGACUAAAUAGAAUUUCGUUUGCUGUACCCCGUCAUCACCCCUAUUCAAACUAUAUACAAAACAUUACAAUAUUGUGGAUUCUCAUGAAAAUUAAUUAAUAAAUUAUUUAAGUGACAAUUACCAUUUUCAUUAUAAUAUUCUAUGGCUAGUCAUCUAAAAUAAUACUAUUUGAUAACACCAAACAUGAUUGUUAUUAUAAAUGUAUGUAUUGUACCUUUCGUUUCUCGAAAUAACAUCCUUAUGGUCUUCUCAUCAUUCUUACAUCCAAUCGAUCCUUCUCCUUCAAACACUGUACUUAAACAUGUACAAGGGAGGAAGAUGCAAGGUUUCACCCAUGACAAAACCAGAAGGACACUACAAAUGAUCAUGACUAGUUGCUGAUCAACAGCAGUGAUCAAAAAUGCUAUUUACUUUUUCAUUUACUGCCAAGGACAUAUCUUUUUGAAAUAAAUACUGUGUCUUGUUCUGUGAAUUGUUAGUGUCUAUUUAUAUACUUAAUUAUGUUUUACUGAAGUGCCUCCAGUGAACACAAGUGACAAUCGCUUUCGGUAGGUUCCGUUUGUGCGAACAAUGACUGCACCGGUAGUAUUGUCUGGAUUUUACAGACCCUAUUCAGGGCGUUAGGUAGGCGUCGUUCAACCCGCGCCACCUAAUGCCCAGAAUAGGGUCAGCUUGCCAAUAAUGAAUUAUUAGUAAGAAUUUUUGUUGUCAUGUGUUUCCUUAAUCUACCAUAACUUAUAAAUGCCGGAAGAGAUUGAAAUUUAUUGGCUUUCGUUACAAUUCUUAUCGUAUGGGCUCCGGGCAAGGAGUUCGAUGGCGCAAGUGGUUGGCGUUUUCGGCUGCUAACGUUGUAGUAAAGCAACUUUCGCAGUGGUCGAUUAUUUGAUGAGUGACCUAAAAUUUGCUAUCUCGGCUCCUCAUGCUUGGGAAGGCACGUUAAGACGUUUUUCCGGCUGCAUCUGCAGUCGUUAGCACCAACCAAUCCGCACUGGGCCUGCGUGGUGGGUCAUGGCCUAAUUUCCCUAUUCCAUCAAUAGGGAAGGCCUGUGCCCCAGCAAUUAUAGGCUGAUGAUGAUAGUAUAUUUAGUAUCAGCUGUUUUGAUAAAAUGUUCAAAGAAUAUCAGUUUACUAAUGUGAGUUUACAGUUAAUCCCAAUGCAGCUAUUCUGUAUGUGGAUGGAAUAGGGUGAUGGAGCCAUGGUAUAUAUAUAGAACUAAGGUAUUGUGUAAGGCUACUUAGGUAUGUAUAGUAACUGCAUUUUUAAUGUGUUGGUUUUGGUUUAACACUAAUAAUUUACGUCUUAAUGAAGGUAAAGCUAAAUGUUUAAAAAUUUUAUUACCCAACGCACAUUGUACACAAACCAGUGUAACUAUCAAAGAUACGAAUAUGGACCUUGUGGACACUACAGUAUUCUUAGGCAUUACACUAAAUUCGAAGCUUCUUUAGGGCCCACAUAUUAAAAAAUUGUCGAAGAGACUUAGCUCUGCAGCCUACGCAGUAAUGAAGAUACGCCAAUUAACUGACGUAGGUACUGCUUGAUUAGUAUAUUUUAGUUAUUUUCAUAGUGUGAUGCUUAGAUUAAAACAAAAAGGGUAGAUACGGUACGCUCAUACUUGCAUCAAACAAAAACUGAUCCCACGGCAGCGCGAACGAACGGCGAGAUCCGCGUCACUGCAUUACCGACCCGAACGAAACAGCACGUUAAGUUUCAACGGCAGCGCAAACGAGAUGGUGAGAUCCGCGUCACUGCAUUACAGACCAAUCAGGCGACCAGUACUCGACGUCACUACCGAAUAAGAUUCAAAACAAACAACAAUUUUUAUGAAAAAAUAUAUUUUAUAGUACUUCGAAUGAAAAGUGAUGCCGUGCGUGGGUUUUAUUUUUAGUUCUUGAGCAAUUUCAGCACUUUUUUAAAACACACUUAGGGAUUGUUUUAACAUAUAAACACAAAAUAUUAGCAAUAUUUCUUUUUGGCGUUCACAUGUACGUCGUUUGCAUGUCAAGUUGUGACUAAAGCUAUUAGGGUCGUGGACCACAAUUGGUGCGGAUCACUUUUGUGAGACUAGUGCCGUAUCUACCCUUUUUGUUUUAAUCUAAGGUGUGAUAUACGGUAUUUUGCUGUGGGGAAAAAUUUAAAGAAAUCGAUAUAAUGACUGUUGCUUCUCAGUACAUUUAUGAAAAUUUAAUGUAUGUUCGAAAACUUAACUGGUGGUAGGGUAAAAAAUAUUGGACGAUUCAAAAGAGUUGUAUUGUGCAACCAAUUUAAAUAAAGAUUUUUGACUUGAGUUUAAAAUUGAAAUCAAAAUAUGUCUUAUUUAUUUUAUUUUAAUAUAACUGACAAUAUAUACAUGUAGUAAUCUAAACCGUCAACUGAUCUAUAAAAGAAAUAUAAACUAAACAGACUAUGAGAAACAUAAUAGACUAUGAGAAACAUAUGGGUAACAAUCCAAAAUUGUAUACAGGUAUUAUUACUAACGAAAAUUACAAAAAUAGAAUAUUAUUCAGAGAAAAAAUAAAGGUUUCAAUUAAGUUAUUGAAUUUAUUAUAUGAAUUCUUUGAUGGAAGUAUCAAAUUAAUCCAGAUUAUCUUUAAAGAAAUAAGUGAAUAUUUUGACGAAGCAAAUAAUUAUAUAAUAAAUGAGCCUUUUCCAUGAUCCAAUUUUUUUUCUAUUGGUUCUUAUAACUAAAUAAUUGAAAUAACAUUAGCAAGUGUGAUGUCAUGAAAACCCGUAAAAACCUCCACCUGCUCAUGAUAGUUUGAAAGACAGUAGAUAUUUGAACCGCUUUAAAUGAAAACAGGUCCAUUACAUCUGACAAGUUCUACAAUAUUAAAUGUAGGUGUAAUUUUUUCUGCAAUUUUCUUUCCGAUUUUUAUAGUUAAUUAUUAUUUUGCAAUAUUUGAUUUCGUUUUUUUAUAUAAUAUUUUAAAUACUUCUUAGUUUUUGUGCGACAGGUUGUUUAUAUUGCUAAUCAUUUCUGCGUAUAAUUCUGUUUAUUUGAUAGAAGUCGAAAUUCUUUAAAUACUUUAAGAAAAAUCCAAUCAACCCCGAUACAACCUGAAAUCCUAAUUAAACAGUUUAAGGCACCUCGCGCACUAGACGACCAACGACGACCAAAAAGUCGCGCAUUUGUUCGCAACGUUUAACUUUACUUUUUUUUUAUAUUAACGUAGGCAAAUGACUCUACCCCACCUGAUGUUAAGUGGUAAUAAAGUCCAAACGCGAAGAUAGCUGGUACAGCAGUUAUAAACUGCUACACCAAUCAUCCUCACCUUGCCGGCCUGCAAAAAUGCUUCUUCACGCCUCUCUUAAAGGACCCCAGAUUAUAGGAAGGAGGGAACACUUGCGCGGGUAAAGAAUUCCACUUACGAAUAGUACGAUAAAGAAAUGAGUCACCAAAUUUCUUUGUUCGUGUAGGAAUGGUGGCCACAGUAAGUCGGUGGCAACGUAGGCCUCUGAAGAAAAGGUGAUGGAGGGAUAAGGGAGAAUAACUCCUCAGAACACUCGCCGUGGUAUAGUCGAUAAAAUGCGCUUAAUGAUGCUACAUCGCGGCGUAAUUGUAGAGACUCGAGUUUCUUGGUUACCUCUUCAUCGCCAAUGAUGGAUCGCAUUGCAAUCACUGAUUCGGGAGUUAGCCGCAAAGAGUUUUGCCAACAAAUCAGGUUUCUCUUGCGGCUCAUGAGCUAGUGAUCUGGACAUCACAGAGGUGGCAGCGAGGGCUGGCAGAAGUUGUGCUGCACGGCCUUAGCCAAACGCCAAAAACUACGGGAGCCCGUAGGGUGCGUUAACAAUUCGUGGACGUUACACGUUGAGCAUCCGCUCUGAUGUAAGCCUUUUUGCAAGACUUGGAAGCAUUAUUAUAGGCAGCUUUCAGUGAGUGAACCCCGGGAUCUUUAAGAGCGCGGCCUCUGGUCCAAGGCCGCCUGCUUACGAGAAACAGCAUCAGCACAGUCGCGAUUGAACCAGCGGUUACGUAUUUUUUUUUUAUGUUAUAGGGGGCAUACGAGCAGACGGCUCACCUGAUGAUAAGUGAUCACCGUCGCCCAUGGACACUUGCAACACCAGGAGUAUCACAAAUGCGAUGCCGGCCUUCAAGGAAGGAGUACGCUCUUUUUUUGAAGGUUCUUGGGUCGUAUUGGUCCGGAAACACUGCUGGCGACAACAUAUUCCACAGUUUUGUCGUACGUGGUAAAAAAUUUCGACAAAAACGCACGGUUAUGGAUAGCCACGCAUCAAGAUGAUGGGGAUGAAAUUUUUGUCGCGAUGUACGAUGGCGAAAUGCAGCAGCUGGAAUUAAUCCGAACAAUUCCUCAGAACACUCCCCGUGAUAAAUGCGAUAGAAGAUGCAGAGCGAAGCUACAUCCCUACGCUAAGCCAAAGGAUCAAGCUGAUCGGAAAGGUCCUGGUCGUCGACGAUUCGAGCCGCUCGGCGCUGGAUGCGAUCCAAAGGGAGAAGCUGGUACUGGGGUGCCCCCGCCCAAAGAUGAGAGCAGUACUCCAUGAGAGGCCGAACCUGUGCCUUAUAAAGCUGCAGUCGGUGGGCCGGUGUGAAGUACAUUCUCGAUCUAUUGAGCACACCAAGCUUCUUAGAGGCCAAUUUGGCCUUGCCCUCUAAAUGAUCCCGAAACUGGACGUCGCUCGAUAUGUCAACGCCAAGAAUUCCAAUACUAGCUGAGGCAGUUAGAGGAGUGUUCUCAAAAAGAGGAGAUACGACAAAUGGUAUUUUUUUGCGGUGAACGCGCAUACUUGUGUCUUCGUAGGGUUAAAUUGGACUAGAUUAAGUCGGCCCCAAUUCGUUACUCGGUUUAACAAAGUUUCGACUUCAGACACAAGUUUGUUCCGGCACUCGAUGACGUUUUCCCGUGAAAUGUUGGCGCGGCCGGUAUAUAGGGCAUCACCCGUGCUGUCGUCUGCAUAACAAUGAAUGCCAUCAAUUUGAAGCAUAUCAUUGAUAUGAAGAAGAAACAGCGUAGGCGAUAGCACACAGCCUUGUGGAACACCAGCGUUUACGGAUUUGGAGUCCGAGCAUGCACCGUCGACUGCGACCUUUAUGCUCCUGUCCGCAAGAAAUCUAGUGAUCCAAACGCACAGCUUUUCAGGAAGCCCAUAAGAAGGAAGCUUCGAAAGAAGCGCUUUGUGCCAAACCCGAUCCUUUGCGAUAUCCAGACCGAUCGCCAAUGCUUCCCCCUUGGUCUCGAUCGCCUUUGCCCAACGAUGAGUCAGGUAUACUAGUAGAUCACCAGCCGAGCGACUCUGACGGAAACCGUACUGGUGGUCACUGAUCAGCUGGUGGUCCUCUAGGUACCGCAGGAGCUGGCAAUUUAUAAUGGACUCCAUUAUCUUGGAGAACAAGGAGGUGAUGGCUAUAGGCCUAUAAUUAGUAGGGAGUGGGCGGUCGCCUUUUUUAGGAAUCGGGUGCACUAAAGCUGUCUUCCAUGAGUUCGGAACGACACCUAAAGAGUAGGAGAGCCGGAAAAGACGCGUUAGUACCGGAGCCAUCUCAGGAGCACACGUCUUCAGCACAAUUGGUGAGAUUCCAUCAGGCCCGCUCGACUUGUGGAUGACAAGGGAAAAGAGUGCUUUACGCACUAAGCUUUGUGUGAACCGGAUCUCCGGCAUAGAUCUCUCACACCGCGGGAUGGUCGGCGGUAUGUAUCCCCUGUCAUUUAGAGUCGAGUUAGACGCAAAGAGUGAGCGUAAAAGAUCUGCUUUCUCUUUUGCAGUAUGGGCCAUCGAUUCGUCGCCAUUGUGCAGGGGUGGAGAUAUGGCUUACAGAAAUUUCCUUCAACAGCCUUGGCAAGAGACCAAAACGCGCGUGUUCCAGAGGGAAGUUUUAUUAAUCUCUCGCCAAUGCUGCUAAUGUGCUCCGACUUCGCUCUGGCAAUUACUCUUUUGCAGGACCUGGAGGCCAAGUUAUACUUCUUUUUGAGAUCGCUAGUGUUGUUAUCCCCGACCGCCGCUGCGUUUGCCCAGGCCUGAUAACACAUCUGUUUUUGGCGAGAUGCCAGUUUACAGUAGUGACCAAACCAAGGCUGGGAUUUGCCACCAAUGGGAACCACAGAGGAAGGAACAAAAAGUUCCAUACCCUGAAGGACAACAUCGGCGACAGAAUCGGCAGCGACGUUGGGAUCAUUCUGCGAGAAGCAAACCUGGCCCCAAGGGUAGGAUGAAAAGAAAGUGACUUAUAGUGCCACACACGACGACAGCCAGCAAAUUGCGGCCGCGGUGAGUAAGUGAGUGGCACCAUACUCCGGAUUAGACAAUGGUCCGAAGAGCCAAGAGGGGCAUCUAUGGACACUUUGUAAUUAUCCGGAUGUGAAGUCAGCAGAAGGUCCAACAGUGAAAGUAUGGUCUUCGACAUCUGGGAUUCGCGUAGGCGAGGUGACCAGUUGUGUCAGACCAUAGGCCAAGGCGAAGUCGUGAGCAGAUCUGCCUGCAUGAUCGGUAGUUGGCGAUCCAAGCCAUUCGGAGUGGUGGGCAUUGAAAUCGCCAAGGAUCACAAUUUCAGAUGAUGGGAUCUGCUGAAGCACGGAGUCUGUAGCCACCUGGACGUGAUCAUAGAGUCGGUCAAUUUCGGUAUUUCCGCUAUGGGACCUGUAGAGGCAGGCGUAGACGCGGGGAUGGUCAUCGACGUCUACACGCAACCAUCGUGUGCUCUUACUGAUGAGAUUAGAAUGUGGAAUGUAAUACUCCAUUCCCAUUAAGAUCUCCUCAGUAAUAGCAACGGCGCUGGUCGAUAGGUCCUUUUCACUGAAACAGCGUUGCUUCCAAGGCAUGGACGCAAAGUAUUCGCGCAUACCAUCCCAAUCUGCCGACCCAUAGUGCCAGACCCUGCGUUUGACCACCAAUGGUUGAGGGGUUUUGGCCUGUGGCACCUUGGCAGAUAUCAGGCAAUGAUCUGAUGAACCCAGUAGGCCUCGAAACACAACCUGAUACUCCUGCGGAUGAGUCAUAAGCAGAAGAUCUAGCAAAGAAGGCGCUUGACUUGCUAUAUCUGGGAUCCUGGUGGACUGAUCAACCAGUUGUGACAAGUCAUGCGUGGGAGCGAAUGCAUGGGCAAAGAUCCCUGCAUGGUCAGUUUUAGAGGAGCCCAGCCACAAACCAUGGUGGGCGUUAAAGUCCCCCAAAAACACCAGUUCUGCGUUGGGAAAUUGCGCCUGGGCAUCAUCUGCUGCCCUACUAAGGUGGUCAAACAGUCGAGUUGUCUCAGCGUCGCCGGUGUGGGAUCUGUAGAGGCACACGUACACUCUGGCCAAAGGACCAGAGUCUACAUGUACCGCCAACAUGGAGAAGGAGGAGUCUAUCAGGCAGCUCAAACGGCGACAACAAACAUCCGCCCGAACAUACAGGCAUACGCCGGCUUUUGCUUUGAAGGAUUCUUCAAGCACGUAGCCGGGAUAAUUAAGGUAGCCUGUGUCAGCGGGCGGAAGUAUUU
This is a messenger RNA of Chilo suppressalis (striped riceborer), 8233 nucleotides long. The record is from the annotation of a GenBank genome assembly. NCBI's taxonomy places the organism in Eukaryota, Metazoa, Arthropoda, Insecta, Lepidoptera, Crambidae.